AUGCCGUCUCAGGGUAAUGCUCUUGCUGGGGAGUACUCCAUCCCUAAAUCGUUGAAGAAGGAGCUACAAAAGGAAUUUGAACGAGACAUGUCGAUUUCCGCUGAAGAAAUUCACAAUGAGAUGAAUCAAAACGAUUAUAAUCGACAGCGAUUUCAAACAAGGGUGGAUUUGAACUUUGAGGAUGAAGGGGGAAAGGCUGUAGAGGUAGGGGAAAAGGCUGUAGAGGUAGGGGAAAAGGCUGUAGAGGUAGGGGGAAAGGCUGUAGAGGUGGGGGAAAAGGGGCGGGAGAAGCUGGAAGCUGGUGACAAACAAGCAACUCAGGAAGGAUAUGGGUACGGGAAACGACGACUCGACUUGGACGAGACCUCGAAUUUCAAAAAGAGAAGGGAUGAAAUCAGCAAUCUACCAAAGGAUUUGACGCUAAUACAAAAGUUGAAAGAUGGAAAUGUACCGGUGAUAAACGGGGUGCCGUUGACUGACGAAGUUCUUACCAAGAUAUUGCCCUCAGGCUUUACCAAAAUUAUCCCCGCGCCAGCUGGCUUUGAAAAUAACCAAACUCGUCCCGAGUUGAGUUUAGCAGCUCCUGAAUAUUACUUACCACCAAUGGGUGAUUAUGCAAGUGCAAAUGUAAGUCUUAGUGCAUCAGCAGCUGCAGCUGCAACUGAAAUACCUGGGUUAAAAGGUCUCGAAUAUUUCAAAGACGAAGAUAUGAAAUACUUUGGAAACCUUUUGAAGAUCAAACCCGAGGAUCUUACUGAAGAAGAGCAAAAAGAAAUGCAAUCAAUGAAAUUGGUUCUCAAGGCAAAGAACGGCACGCAAAUAGUGCGCAAAAGAGCUAUGAGAGCGUUAACCGAAAAUGCAGUAAAGUUUGGACCAAAAAUUCUAUUAAGUCAAAUACUUCCUGUUUUACUAGAACCAACAUUAGGUGAACAAGAGCGUCACUUAUUGGUUAAAAUGGUGGGGCGGAUCAUGUUACGAUUGAAUGAAUCGAUUCGGCCUUAUACUCUGAAAAUCAUCCAUGUUCUAUCACCAUUCUUGAUUGAUGAAGAAUCUACAAUACGGAUGGAGACACGUGAAAUAAUAACAAGUUUAACCAAAGCGGUUGGCUUUGCUAAUAUGAUAUCAACACUAAGACCUGAUUUGGACCACGUUGAUGAGUAUGUGAGAAACUUAACCUCGAGAGUUCUUGCAAUAGUGGCCAACACAUUGGGACUAAACCAAUUUUUACCGUUUUUACAAGCAGUGGUAAAGUCAAAAAGGACUUGGACAGCAAGACAUACUGGUAUUAAAGUUGUGCAACAGUUAUGUUUAUUAUUGGGUAGUGGUAAUGGCUCAUCGUUGUUACCAUUUUUGUCCCAGAUUGUAAGGAUUAUUUUGCCAGCAAUAAACGAUGAAAUGCAACAAGUCAAGACUAUUACUGUGUUGACUUUGGCACAAUUGGCAGAGAGCGUUGCUCCAUAUGGUAUAGAUUCGUUUGAGCAAGCAUUGGAACCAUUGUGGUACGAAAUCAGGAGACAAAGAGGGCGAGGUUUAGCUGCCUUUUUAAAGUGUGUUGGAUCAUUGAUACCGUUGAUGAAGUUUGAUGCGAGGUAUGAGGAGUAUACAUAUUAUUAUACUAAGGAAGUCAUGUUUUUGAUAACAAAGCAGUUUGGAUCUCCGGAUGAGGAUAUGAGGAAAACCAUGCUUAAAGUUUUAACUAGACUACCAUUAUCAAAAGAAUUGAUACCUGAUUAUGAGUCCAGUUUGGUAAAGCCCUUUUUCAAGUCAUUUUGGAAUAGACGCACUGCUUCGGAUAAUCUGCAAAUUACUAAACUAGUAGUAGGAGCAACUAAUCACCUCGCUAGUAAAUUUGACUUUUUGUCGAUCUUGAAUAAUGUGGUUUAUUUUGCCAAGGACGACAAUGAGCAGUUAAGAAGACUUGCAAUUGAGGCUAUUAAUUUACUUGUUUCAACUAAUCCUGACGAGUUGGUUGGUAUGACAGAAGAUGAGGUUCGAGUAUUAGUUGAUGGUAUUUUGUUUGCAUUUCAGGAGCAAGCGAUUCAAAACAAGAUAUACCUUCAGACAUUUGCCUCUAUAUCUAAGGCCCUUGGCAUUAGAUUAAAGCCUCAUUUGAGUUUAAUCAUCAGCUCAGCACUUUACCGAAUUAAGAAUAAAACACCUGAAAUACGUCAACAAUCAAGUGACCUCAUUGCCAUAAUUGCCCCCGUGAUAAGAAAAUGCACCGGUGGAGAACAUGAAAACAAUGUUGUUGGUGAUGAUGAUAACUCACUAUUGGAAAAAUUGGUUUUAAUAUUAUACGAGGCAUUGGGAGAAGUUUACCCUGAAGUUUUGGGGUCAAUUAUAAAUGCUUUAUAUUCAUGUAUCAAUUCCUUGAGCAAAACAAAAUUAUUAACCAUGAACAAUCCAUCAGUAAACCAAAUCCUACCUACAUUAACCCCUAUUUUGAAAAAUCGACAUGAAAAGGUACAAGAAUCCAGUAUUAAAUUGAUUGGCCUUAUAGCGACCAAGAAUGCUGAGACAAUAAAUGCCAAAGAGUGGAUGAGGAUAUGUUUUGAUUUAUUGGAGAUGUUGAAAUCAACAAGAAAGAGAAUCCGUAUAGCUGCAAAUGCUACAUUUGGCUAUAUUGCAAAGACAAUUGGGCCUCAGGAUGUUAUAGUGAUGUUGUUGAAUAAUUUAAAAGUUCAGGAGCGUCAACUUCGAGUGUGUACAGCUGUGGCAAUGGGUAUAGUUGUGGAAAUAUGCCAGCCAUUCACUGUACUACCUGCUAUUAUGAAUGAAUAUAGAACGCCCGAGAAGAACGUUCAAAAUGGUGUUUUGAAAGCAUUGAGUUUCCUAUUUGAAUAUCUUGAUGGGAAGACUACAAUGGACUAUUUGUUUGCAAUUACUCCAUUAUUAGAAGAUGCUUUGAUUGACCGUGAUUUGGUUCAUAGACAAACGGCAGCUACUGUUGUAUUUCAUAUUGCAAUGAACUUGUAUGGGUUGAUUGAUAGUGAUUAUAGUGAUGUUUUCAUUCAUUUUUUAAACUUGAUCAUGCCCAAUAUAUACGAAACGUCACCUCAUGUUAUUUCAAGAAUCUUGGAAAGUUUAGACUCAUUGAGAUUGGUUUUGGGUAAUGGGAUAUUUAUGAACUAUAUAUGGGCAGGCUUAUUCCAUCCGGCGAGAAAAGUUAGGGAUCCGUUUUGGAAAGUGUUCAACAGCGCUUAUGUUCAAAGUGCCGAUUCAUUAGUGCCAUAUUACCCCCGAAUAGGACUCAUGGAGAAGGAUACCCAAUUUAAGUUGGAAGAGUUGGACUUGUGCUUGUAA
Messenger RNA from Lodderomyces oxycetoniae, 3303 nucleotides. RefSeq names its product mRNA-binding U2 snRNP complex subunit. Gene Ontology annotation, biological process: spliceosomal complex assembly. The coding region runs from base 1 to 3303 and encodes 1100 amino acids. Gene Ontology annotation, cellular component: catalytic step 2 spliceosome; U2-type prespliceosome; U2 snRNP. NCBI's taxonomy places the organism in Eukaryota, Fungi, Ascomycota, Pichiomycetes, Serinales, Debaryomycetaceae. The transcript has a single exon. The record is from RefSeq and is a predicted model, not a curated record. Gene Ontology annotation, molecular function: mRNA binding.